AUGUUGAAAAGUCAGGCUGAGGACUCUGCUGGAUCCUCCACUUCUGCAGAAUCCUGCUCUGAUGACGAUUAUGUACCUGAAGGUGAACCAAGUAGCGAUGAUGGAUCUAAAAACAACAACCCAGAUCCAGAUUCUUCUGAACAGCAGAGCUUUGUGCAGCAACCCGUUGAUGCCUCGUGCAUCCAGCAGGAUAGUGACGAUGAUUACAGCUCUGAUGAUUUUACAUCUGAUGGAGAGCCGGAAGGCACUUCCCGCACCAACAAAAAUUAUUGUUACGUUUGCGGUAAAGCUCAAUCAAAAAUUUCCCGUCACCUUUUCACCCACAGAAAUGAAGAGGACGAAAUAGCUGAAGUGUUUGCACUCCCCCUAUACUCUAAGGAACGAAAUAUCCUACUGGAUAAGUUACGAAACAGAGGAAAUUACAAACACAAUCAAAUGGUUUUGAAGACCCACUGUGGAGAACUGAAAGUGAAAAGAAGAAAAUCAAACAUGUCCACCGCUGUUAAAACAUAUGCACUCUGUCUAUAUUGUAAAGGCAUGUAUAGCCGUAAGGACAUGUGGCGACACAUGCAAAGGUGUGCUUCAAAUAAAUCCUCAAAACUUCCAGGAGUUGGCAAGACUAAAGUCUUAACUUUGAUUGCUGCUGCCGAGUCAACAGACCUCAAAGAAAUCUCAUCAGAUGUGAGGGAGGUAUUGACGAAACUGAAGAAAGAUGAGAUUGCAUCUGUAAUUGAGAGUGAUCCCCAUAUACUGCUGCUGGCACAGUGUUUGUGCCACAUGAAUGAAGGUAAAACAAACCGACGAGACCACAUCCCACACAGGCUGAGGCUUAUGGGGAGACUCCUGUUAAAAUUGAGGACAAAAUCAAUUAGUAGCUUUGAAGAUGCAGUCAAACCCGAAAACUUCAGCAAAGUGGUUGAAGCUGUCAGAGAGCUCGCUGGUUUCAAUGAAGAGAUAAAGUCCUGUGACAGACCAAGUCUUAUGCUUAAAAUGGGAAAUUCGCUCAAGAAAAUUGGUCAAAUUAUCUUCGCCAGGGCUUUGAAAGCGGAGGCAGAUGAAGAGACGACACAUGAAGCGGAGACAUUUAUGAAGUUGUGUGCAGAAGAAUGGAGCUCUGUCGUCAAAUCGAAAUCAAGAGUCAACAAACCACAAACCAUGUCGUUCAUACAGGACGUGCAGCUUUUCUACCAGUGCGUGGAGAAGACGGCAGCGUCUGCAGUUGAAAGCCUGACGAUGUAUGAAAGUCCUCCGGUCUACAAUGCACUUCUCAGAGUGACCGCUGCACAAGUGUCACUCUUAAACAGAAACAAUGUAGACGUUUCCAAAGUAACAAUCAAGUCAUUUAAGGAAAGGGAUGAGACUGAGCUUCAUGAAGACGCUGCUGUUUACCAGUCACAGUUUGAGCAAAUUCUGUCCAAGAACACUGUGAAGAUCAAUCUAAGGAAUGACAAAGAUAAAAAAGUUGCCGUUACGUUGACCCCUAAACUACUCUCUGCAAUAACACUGCUUGUGAACAAGAGAGAGGCAUGUGGUGUACAUAAUAACAAUCCCUUCUUAUUCGCAAGACCUGUUGCCACAUGUACAAGCUUCUACCACGGACACCAGUGCAUCAACACUUUCGUAGCUCGGUGUGGUGCAAAGAACCCGGCGAACCUCAGGUCUACGUUUUUUCGGAGGCACGUUGCAAGAGUUUUCCAGAUUCUGAGCCUCACAAAUGACGAGCUUGAUCAGUUGGCCAGACUACUGGGCCGUGACAUUCGGACCGACAGCGAGUAUUAUCAGACGCCAGAAGCAGCUGUUGACAUAGCAAAAAUCUUGGAGCUACUAUCGGCAAUGGAGAAUGAAUGUCUUGAAAGAUUUGAAGGAAAAUCUCUUGAGGAGAUUGAGGUUGCAGAUGAACUGGAGCUGGAUGUGGAGCACGACAGCCUCGAAAACAGUGACGCUGAGGAAAAUGAAGAACCAGAAAGCAGUUUUCAGCUGGGUGAUGUAAAACGUGGGAGGGACAUUGCUCAUGACAAGGCCACCACAUCCAAAGCUCGUUCCUCCUUUUCCCGAGCUAAAAAACCCAGCGGAGUUUCCAGAGUUUCUUCCGUGAAGAAACGUGGCCGAGGCAGGACAAAAAGGUACGGGGGUCAAGAUGAGGAAUCUGAGCCGAAUGAUGAGAAAAACGAUGAGGUGAAAACAGAGAAGGAUGACGGGUCAGAGAAAAUGCCUGCGAGCUGUGCUGUGAACACACCUGAAGAAACACUGUCGCGUAGCAAGGAGGAUGCAGCAGACAUUUGUUUUAGUGAUUAUGACGAGGACAUGAAUGUGGACUUUGACAUGGACACCGAUGAGGACAUUCCCAGAAAUGAGGAAGAAGAUGGAGAUGGUGACACAAACGGCUCAGCAGCAACGCCCAAGAACGACGGCUCGCCUAACAGGGACACCUCUGUUGCAGACCUUGAAGAGACCAUGGACACUGAUACAGAGAACCAUGAGGAUGAAAAGAAAGGAAGCGAACAAAAUAACUGGACGGAUGUGGACGGCAGGAGUCCCUCUGCCAUCUUCGAUACAGGAAAGAAGAACAAACUCUCAGCUGCAGUGACUGGAAUGAAAGAAGUGAAGAUAUUAAUCCCAAAACUGGACAUUGAGAAGUUGCAGACUUCAGUCCACAUUUCCCAGUUAUCAUCCGUGUGCAACUCUGUCAAGUGGCCGGUGACAGAUCAGCCCAUUCAGGACAACAGCAAGCGCUGCCUAACAUCCUCUACUGCCACAGACAUCAACAAGCCCAGCUUUGCAAAGGCGAUAGAGAUGACCUGCUCCCACUGCAAGGUGACCAUGUUGAAGGGCCAAACAGCUUACCAGAAGAAGGGAUUCACGGACGUCUUCUGCUCCAAAAACUGCUUAUUUGAAAUGUUUCCCAUCAACAAACCAGUGCCCAAGACCUGUCAUCACUGUCACAAGGCGAUAUCGCAGCCUCUGGACCUCAUCAUGGCUGCAGUGGACGUUAAGGGCACUAUGAAGGACUUCUGCAGUGUGACCUGCCUAACCUCUUUUAAGUCCCCCCCACAGUCGAGCUGCAGCAUGUGCAACAAAUCCUGCACUACCACAUGUGAGUUGACCCUGAACAAGGCCGUUCACAAGUUUUUGCAGCGACUCCUGCUUAGAAAAUUUCCGCAGGGACAACGUGGGCGUCUGUGA
Molecule: messenger RNA, 3183 nt
Organism: Micropterus salmoides (largemouth bass)
Lineage: Eukaryota; Metazoa; Chordata; Actinopteri; Centrarchiformes; Centrarchidae
Exons: 10
Coding region: 1-3183 (1060 amino acids)
Molecular function (GO): zinc ion binding
Source: RefSeq, a predicted model, not a curated record